Molecule: messenger RNA, 1628 nt
Organism: Pelodiscus sinensis (Chinese soft-shelled turtle)
Lineage: Eukaryota; Metazoa; Chordata; Testudines; Trionychidae
Source: RefSeq, a predicted model, not a curated record
UUCCGCCUUUGGCUUUCGCGCGCGGGCGGGCUCUGCGUCAUCUCCUCGUGUGUGCGCGAGAGGGGAGUUGGCCGCCGCCAGGCACGUUUGCUAACCGGGCCCUUCUGUGUGUCUCGUAGGUGCCUGCCCUGCCCGGCGCGAUGGCUCCCGUAGCAACAGAACUUAAACUUGGGAAAAAAAUUAAUGAAGGUAAAACAAAAGAAGUCUAUGAGUUGCCAGAGCUCGCAGGUUGUGUGCUGAUGCAAUCAAAAGACCAAAUAACAGCAGGGAAUGCAGCUAGAAAGGAUCAUAUGGAAGGAAAGGCAGCAAUCUCCAAUACAACUACUAGCUGUGUUUUUCAAUUGCUUCAUGAAUCUGGAAUCAAAACUGCUUUUGUCAGGAAACAUGGUGAUACAGCCUUCAUAGCAGCUCAGUGUGAAAUGAUUCCAAUUGAAUGGGUGUGUAGAAGAAUUGCUACUGGUUCUUUCCUGAAAAGAAACCCUGGUGUCAAGGAAGGAUAUAAAUUUUACCCACCCAAAAUUGAGAUGUUUUACAAGGAUGAUGCUGCAAAUGAUCCACAGUGGUCUGAGGAGCAACUAAUUGAAGCCAAGUUCUGCUUUGCUGGACUUACUAUUGGCCAAACUGAAGUAGAUAUUAUGGCCCACUCUACACAGGCUAUUUUUGAGAUACUGGAAAAAUCUUGGUUACCACAGAACUGCACUCUUGUAGACAUGAAGAUUGAGUUUGGUGUUAAUAUAACGACAAAAGAGAUUGUCCUUGCUGAUGUUAUUGAUAAUGAUUCUUGGAGACUGUGGCCAUCAGGAGACAGAAGCCAGCAGAAAGACAAACAGUCUUACCGUGAUCUAAAAGAAGUGACUCCUGAAGCACUGCAGAUGGUUAAAAGAAACUUUGAAUGGGUUGCAGAAAGAGUGGAGUUGCUUCUGAAAACAAAGAGCCACGGUAGAGUUGUGGUGUUGAUGGGAUCAUCCUCUGAUCUUGGCCACUGUGAAAAAAUAAAAAAGGCAUGUGCAAAUUUUGGAAUUCCUUGUGAGUUACGAGUAACAUCUGCUCACAAAGGACCAGAUGAAACUCUGAGGAUCAAGUCAGAGUAUGAAGGUGAUGGAAUCCCUACUGUGUUUGUGGCAGUAGCUGGCAGAAGCAAUGGCUUGGGACCAGUGCUGUCUGGUAACACUUCAUAUCCAGUUGUCAACUGUCCUCCUCUCUCAGCUGAUUGGGGUGCUCAGGAUGUAUGGUCUUCUCUUAGACUGCCCAGUGGUCUAGGCUGUCCUACUAUACUCUCACCCGAAGGAGCUGCACAGUUUGCUGCUCAGAUUUUUGGAUUAAGUAACCACUUGGUGUGGGCCAAGCUGCGUGCAAGCACAUUGAAUACGUGGAUCUCCUUGAAGCAGGCUGACAAAAAGCUUAGAGAAUGCACCUUAUAAAUAACUUGUUAAAAGGAAAGUAAUGCAUACAUUACAUUGGUCUCUCAAAAAAUAGAGGCAUGUGCAAACUGUCUUCAUGUGGAUCAGUUGGAAAUUUUAAACCCUUUGUUAUACAAGAGGUUAUGCCUUGUCAGUAUGGUAGAUGAUAGUAUUUACAAUUGGUUUCAUUUUGUCUUUUUAAAUAAAUGAAAGCAUACAGGAUAGUUA